AUGUCUAUCACUACUCACUCACCAUUUCUGGCUCUUCCGCGCGAGUUGCGUGACGAGAUCCUUGGCUACCUUAUUCUACCCCAAUACGUUUACACAUCAACCUCGACCAAGGAUACACAGAAUCUGUACAAAUCACGCCAAAGCGCCAUUGACACUUACCUCGAUACGCGUAUCUAUCUGCCUUCUCGUCCGCCUGCGAACAUCUUGGCCACUUGUCGGCAGCUGCGAGAAGAGUGCCUGGAACACCGUCUUGAUCCAACAAUAUCUGUAGCACUCUCAACCCCCGAGAAUCGACCCCUCAGCAACAUCCUAGCUGAACGAUUAGGGACCGAAUUUGCUGAGGAAGCAGAGCGUGCCUUCGAUGAUGACACCCCACGAAUCACGCUGGAGAUUCAGAGACAACUACGUGGGGCUCAUGGUUACUAUAUUCCAACACGCGACGAGGUUUCACCUCGGCUUUUGGCACUACUCCCAAUCAUGGAGAGGAACAAGAAGCUGAGAUUGACCCUAUGGCCUGGUUACGACUGGUGGAACGGUGGCCCACCCGUCUUCAUCGACAAGCGUGGAAAUGCUCGAACCAACCCUGGUGAGGCAGCGAAGCCUAACGCUGCCUCGGUUGCCAUCAGUCGAAUGCUUCAGCACUUCCCCAAUGUCGAAGAACUCAGUGUAGAUGUGCUUAUGCAGGCAUCUGACGGCGGCAGAUGGGACCUACCGGACAAGAAAUGGGAGAAUAUUCAAUCAUGGCUGGACGCACCGAUCAUGCCUAACAUGGAACAGACAGUAAAGAAGGUGACCAGGAAGCUCGCCGGUUUCUGGAAAGCAUCAGAUCCAGAGUCCUUUUACGUACAACAGGAAAUCCGUCAAUCGGGCAAUACCUGGAAGGUCGACCGGAAGGGUGAUAUGGGCACUCCCACAAUGAAAUCCUUUUGCGAUACCGGCAACGAAGGCGACAUGGAAUUCCUUCGAUCGCUCGUAGUAGAGGAGUCUUUCGUCCGUACCGACUAG
Alternaria arborescens is the source of this 1005-nucleotide messenger RNA. RefSeq lists its product as hypothetical. The record is from RefSeq and is a predicted model, not a curated record. The transcript has 2 exons. Lineage: Eukaryota; Fungi; Ascomycota; Dothideomycetes; Pleosporales; Pleosporaceae. Bases 1 to 1005 code for a protein of 334 amino acids.